UCCGAUCGUUGCGGCUUUUUAGCCGUUUUAUCUCAUUCGUUCGGUCAAUCCGAUCGUUGCGGCUUUUUAGCCGUUUUAUCUCAUUCGUUCGGUCUAUUCGAUCGUUGCGGUUUCUUAACCGUUUUAUCUCAUUCGUUCGGUUUAACCCAAUCGUUGCGGCUUUUUAGCCGUUUUAUCUCAUUCGUUCGGUCAACAUGAUCGUUGCGGCUUUUUAGCUGUUUUAUCUCAUUCGUUUGGUCAAUCCGAUUGUUACGAUUUUUUAGCUGUUUUAUCUCAUUUGUUCGGUCAAUCCGAUCGUUGCGGUUUCUUAGCCGUUUUCUCUCAUUUGUUCGGUUAAUCCGAUUGUUGCAGUUUUUUAACCAUUCUCUCUCAUUCGUUUGGUUAAUCCGAUCGUUGCAGUUUUCUAACCGUCUUCUCUCAUUCGUUCGGUCAAUCCGAUCGUUGCAGCUUUUUAGUCAUUUUAUCUCAUUUGUUCGGUGCUACAUGCAAAAAGAAAUUGGAAAAUUCAAGAAGAAGAAAGAAGGGAUUCAAUUGAAGAAAUUAAAAGUUGGAGGGGUGAAGUUCAUCAAAAUGAAUUUUACAAACCCAAAACCCAUCAAACCCAAACCAAGAUUACCCAAAAAACCCAAACCCAAAACCCGUUUAACCCUAACCCAAAAACAAAAAAAAAAAAAGAAGGUGUCUGGAACCUUCUCUUUCCCCAUCAAUUUGUUUUUUUUCCCGAACCAGCCCGUGCCCUGCACCUCGUGCCUCUGCCCCUGCACCUGCCCUGCACCAGAUCCCGGCCUUGCUCUGCAUCGAGCCCUGCGUCCUUGCCCUUGAUCCCUUGCUUGCUGUGCCUGCACGUUUCUGCUCCUGCACUCCGCGCCCAACGCCUGCACUUUCCCUUUUGCGCCCCUGCGCCCCUUACUGCACCGAGCCUGCACCCCGAUCACACCCAGAUUCCCUUGCUCUGCGCCCCCUGCUGCGUUGACCCUCCUGCUGCGCCUUUGUCCCUACAGCCAACCGAGCAUGAGACAAACCUGCACCAUGUCCUUGCCUUGCCUGCAGGAUGACAUCACGCUCCAGCUUUCUUGGCUGUUUCGCAGGGCUAGUUUUGGCCUCACCCGAUCAACGGUGGAAGGAAAAAGAAGAAAAAUUGAAGGGUUUGGAUGAGGAGAGAAGAAGGGAGUUAAGGUUUUGUUUGAUUGUGUAUAAAUAGGAAGAAUUGGUGAAUUGGAAGGGGGGGUUCUCUUUUGGUUGGGGGUUUCUCUUUUGGAGGGUUUUUCUUUUCGGAAGAGUUUUCUUGGUUGUUCUUUUUGGUCUGAGUUUGAGAUUGCCGGAGGUGAUAGCAAGAGAAAGGAGAUCAUCGGAGGAGAUUGUGCAUUUCCUUGGUUUUUGUUGUCUUAGGUAAACUUUCUGAUCAGAGGAAGUUUUGGGGAGGGUGGUGAAGGAAAGGUUGGAGCUUUAUCUCGUGGGUGGGAUCCCUCCCUCCGAUCCUGAUCUGUUUUCUCUCAAGACUUUCGCCAUGGUUGUUUUAAUUUCUUUGUGUUGAUGUACUGCAUUUGUAUUUGAGGUUGAUAUCGAGAAUGAAAUCAAGCAUUUUCCUUUUAAUUUCAUGGAUCUGAAAUCAAUUGGAUGUAUGUUUGUUUUUCUUUGUUUGUCUUGGUUGAACAGCUGAAUAGUAGCCUUAAGUUCCAUUUCGUUUCUUUCCAGUUUCCCUUUUUGUUUGACAUUUGAUCUUUUUUUUUUGGGGGCACAUUGAUUAAAUGUGUUGUUUGCUG
This is a messenger RNA of Rubroshorea leprosula, 1763 nucleotides long. Lineage: Eukaryota; Viridiplantae; Streptophyta; Magnoliopsida; Malvales; Dipterocarpaceae. The record is from the annotation of a GenBank genome assembly.